AUCAGCUACCCGCGACUUAACCUCGCGGCAGGCUGAGAGUGACAAGCAAAUUUUUUUACGCGAUUCAACGCGAAGCAGCGGCUUGCGACGCAUCGCUCUUUAACUCCGUGUGCUCGCGUAUCGAUAACAGUUUUAUUUAUUUUUACACAAAUGUAAAUAAUUUCGCGCUGUUACAGAGAGCGUAAAAAGUUUGAGUCCUCCCCGCGGUGUGAACGUAUGAUCGAUUAGCCUGGAGGCUGGAGGACAGGGUGAUUUUUAUGUUGCAAGACCAGCAUCGGCGGAACGUGUCGGGAAAAAUGAGCGAGACCGCGCCGACGAAUGACGUGCCUGAGAGCAACGGUGCGACGGAGCAGUCUGCUUACAACGGGGACGCGGAGGAGCAUGCUGCCAAAUCUCCAGUGAGUACGGAGGAGAAGGCACCGGAUUCGGUGUACGACAACAGUACAAAGAGAAACACCACGGCUACCGGCAACAGCAACAACACGCCGAACAGAACGAAGAAACGUAAGAAAGCCCCGAGAGACGCCACCGCACCGAGACAGCCCCUGAGCGGUUACUUCCUGUUCUUAAACGAUCGGAGAGAGAAGGUUCGAAGUCAGAAUCCAAGCUUAACGUUCACGGAGAUUACGAAGCUUCUGGCUGCGGAAUGGAGUAAAUUGCCAAUCGAUCAAAAGCAGCAUUAUCUGGACGCGGCUGAGCAAGACAAAGAGCGUUACAAUCGCGAGUUUAGCGAUUAUAAGCAAACUGAGGCGUACCGGCUGUUCAACGAAAAGCAAUCUGAGAGACAAAAUGAAAAUAAGAAGGAGAGAAACGGCACGGACGUGAACGCUGAACAGAAUGACGUUCAACAGGAUAAAGACAAUGACUUCACAGGUUUCGAUAUUCCCAUUUUUACGGAAGAAUUCCUGGAUCAUAACAAAGCCUGUGAGGCUGAAUUGAGACAAUUGCGGAAGGCUACGUCCGACUACGAAGCUCAGAACGCGGUUCUCCAGCGACACGUGGACAGUCUGUAUGCCGCCGUGAAUCGUUUGGAGUCCGAAACUAAUCAACAACGAACGACCAAUCAGGCUCUGCAGCGUCACUUGGAUUCUCUUCGUUCCCAACUGGCGGGUUGCUUCGCCACCGUAUCACUUCCAGGCACACACGACGGUGCCACGUUACAAAAUAUCGACAGUUAUUUCGAGAGAUUGGAGUCCCUGUUGAGCGGCAACGCCGAGCAGAGUCUACGUAACGCCGUACGUAGUGCCGUGUCCCGUCUCGAGUUAAUUGGAUGACGAUCGCCUCCGGGCAAUACUACCAGUGCGUCGUUGAAACACCACCGUUCGAGGCAUUCACAUCGAAAGUAGUGGAGAACAUUUAGGUAUUGUUUUUAAGCGGUUCAUAAAUUCCACCUACUUUAUAGCCUCACACGUUGAGACCGAUGAUUGCCAGUUAUAUUUAAGUGAAUUUACGUGUGUGUCACAUCUAAUUAUUAUUUGUAAUCUUUAUAGUAUACGUGACAAUAAUUUACAUUUUAUAUUUCAUUUGUAUACUUAAUUCGAACGAAAUUUCGUUUUGAAUAUAACAAUAAUUUCAAUUCUCCUACUACGUAUUUUAACUUGAUAUAAACUUAAACCAAUUUAAAAAAUACAAGAAAUUGUAUUGCAGUGUAUUACAUUACAAUAAAAUUUAUUAAAGAUA
This is a messenger RNA of Wasmannia auropunctata (little fire ant), 1680 nucleotides long. RefSeq names its product high mobility group protein 20A (gene Hmg-2). Lineage: Eukaryota; Metazoa; Arthropoda; Insecta; Hymenoptera; Formicidae. The transcript is spliced from 7 exons. The record is from RefSeq and is a predicted model, not a curated record. Gene Ontology annotation, biological process: regulation of gene expression. The coding region runs from base 258 to 1274 and encodes 338 amino acids. Gene Ontology annotation, cellular component: nucleus.